GCACAAGAUUUGGCAGCCAUCCCUAGCAGAGUUUAAGCUAUUGACAAAGUUACAAGAAAACAUAGGUCCUGCAUUUUAGUGGAUGGGAGCUAUGAACAACUUUUAUAUUAGUGUUAUUGGUAAAGUUUAACCAGGUAUGUAAAGAACAUUACAGAGAUGUACAUGUAGCAGUAAGAACUUACUAAUGUAUAUGCGUUUCGGGGAAUUUUGCACUUGGAAACUGCAGGAGCAGACAUGGCUACUUUGUGUACAAGUCAAAGCGUGGGAAUAGGUUUCACUUUUAAUACUUUUACAAACAAAACCAGUUGAAAUAAAUCUAGUUUAAAAAAUAUGGAUCGUCUUCAAACGUUAAGUUCUUACCACAGAAUACUGCUGCAAUGAUGUCUAGAUCUUGGUACCCGCCUCCCACCCACACACACACCCCUCCUCUAACUCCUAACGCUGAAUCCGUGUGAUGCAUUUUCACGUCCUUACCUAUUUGCUUAGUCGGGCAUCGUCUUCCCUACACGAUCCAAAAAUUAUUUAAGGACUCACUAAAAUCAGUCGAAGUUCAAGGGUCUCACAAAAUAUAAAAACUGAGAACAUCGUAGUUAGUAAACUUGGCGCUGAGUGAUGAGGAAGGUAUCCUCGAUAACGUUGCCCAUGUAUCGUGGUGCACGACGUAUUGUGGCCCAAGAUAAUCCAAGGGAAGCUACUCGCGUUAGAGGAAGCAGAUGGCGCUCGCUCGCUGUGGAGGCUGUUGCAUGACAUCAACACUACAAACCACAUGACGACGUUACUGGACGGGAAGCAUAGAAAAGAAAAAGAAAGAAAACGUUCGUUCGUAAAUUAAACAGGCGAUAACAAAAAGUUUAUCGGUUAGGGAACAAGUUAAACAUUUGCAAUACAAUUCCAAUGCGUGCCUCCUAUUCUGUUUGCAUUCUGCCGGCGAUAUUGCAGCUGGUGUCGUCGCAUAGUGGUGCUGAGACGGAAUCGAAACUGCUCAUAGUGUCGUUGGCUGGCUUCAGAUGGGAUUAUCUCAGUGGCAGAGCAAAAACUCCAAAUUUCGAUAAAAUAAAAGAAAAUGGUGUUGUGGCGAGACGUGGGAUGAAGAGUGCCUACAUCACAGAAACAUUGCCCAACCACUUCACGCUGGUCACUGGUUUGUGGGUAGAGAGUCAUGGGAUGAUAGGGGACACGAUGUGGGAUCCGAGACUGAACGAGACGUUCGAGGGAAGAAUGGGGCAGAAUCAGGACCCUAGAUGGUGGGACGUAGGUGCAGAACCAAUAUGGAUUACGAAUCAGUUACAGAAGAAGCACGGUCGUUCCGGGUGCAUGAUGUGGGCAGGGUGUGAAGCGCCCAUAAUGGGAAUGACACCUACUCGGCACCAGUCUCUUGAUGGUGAAGUAGACUUCAAGACACGAGUAGACAUCCUUGUCAAAUGGUUUCUGGAUGAAUAUCCCAUCAACUUGGGUCUUCUGUAUUUUGAAAAACUGGAAGAAUGUGGCCAUAAAUAUGGACCUGACUCAAAGGAGGUCACAGCAAUGAUUGAAACAGUGGAUAGACAUGUGGGAUAUUUGCUUGACCAACUUGAGAAGUCUGACCUGCUGGAGUCCAUGAACCUGAUCAUCACCAGCAACCACGGAAUUAUAGCAACACCAACAAACUUUCUGGUGAAUCUGGAUGAUGCCAUAACACCAAAUAGCUAUCGCAUAUUUAUCAGCAGUGCAGUGGCAGGCAUCUUACCAAAUGAGGGAUUGGAAGAAGCUGUGUACAGGAAUUUGACACAGGCUGCCAUGAGAAACCAAACGUUCUCUGUUUACCGGCAAUCAGAGAUACCAGUUCAGAAUCACUAUAAGAACCACUACCGUAUUCCUCCUAUACUGGUUCAGGCCAAUGAGAGCUACACUAUUAUUGCAAACCAUUCAGCAGAAAUGUGGAGAGAAGGUAACCAUGGCUACAACAACAGUCUUCGGAAUAUGUUCGCAUUGUUUAUGGCUGUGGGGCCAGGAUUUCACAAAGGGGCUGAAGUUGAAACAUUUGAUAAUGUGGAUGUUUAUUCUUUGAUGUGCCAUUUGCUGGGUUUGAAGCCUGUAGCAAAUAAUGGAUCCUUGGAUGGUUUACAUAUACUUCUAGAAGACAACGAAAAAACAACUAUUGUCACAUUUGGCACUUAUUUUUUUGUUUUGUUUGUCAUUGCAACGGUGGGUGGCAUCUUUGUGGUGGCAGCAUGCAGGCAGCAUAGAUACUUGAAGAGACAGCGUGGGAAGGUCAGAAGCAUGGAUGGACCAGUAACGUAUUCAGUUCCUUCUAACAACAGUGGGAAGGUACCAUUACUCUCAGAGACAGAUGAGGAAGAGACAUUUCAGUGAUACUGUGAUGUGAGAAAAGAUGUUUUGGUUGAAAGCUGCUACAGUUUGCUAGUGUAUGCAUGUGCAUUUUAGUGUGUGUGUGCAUGUGUGCUUUCUGUUUGUUUUGUGUGUAUUUGGUGCCAUAUUGAAUUAUGUCUUUUAUUUUUUAAUUCUACCUGACCACAAGUUCUUUCCAAAAAUAAAAGCCUGUGAUGCACUAUAUACUCAGUUCAUGGGAUACAACUUUUUUAGGAGAAAAGACUAUUAAAAAACUUUUUUUUAAACAAUUUUCAUUUGCCAUUUGUGUGAAUUUCUAAACAAGAGAGAGGUUGCUGCAGGAUUGACAAAGAAAGGGGGGUGACCAUUGUAAGAAUUUUAUUUCUGUUACUUAGCUUUUCUUCCCUCCCGAUGCUUCCUUUAGUAUUCUGGCUGUAAAGCUUUAUGUUUAUGCUUUCUCUCUGGCGAUAAAAGAUCAUCAUCUUAUUGUCAUGCAUUUUCACAUGAUGUCAUUGUAAUACUUGGUGACUUUAUUGUGCCUCAGGUGUACAGUGUAAAUCACAAGAAACCUCACUCUUGUAAUUGAAGUGUUUGUCUUUCGAUUUGUGUUUGUGUACAUACACAUGUGUGUUGGUCUGCAGCAUGUCAUCAUUUGAGAGAAAAUAAGAGGUUGUUGCUGUUACAAAAGGAUGUUCUGUCUUCAGAUGCAAAUUUCAAAUGAUGUAAUAGUUUCAGAAUGAAAUGUGAUUGUGAAAAGUGAAUAUUUGUUAAAUAAGAAAGGUUUAUUAUUUCUUUCUCUUUGGAGAAUUAUGGUUGCCAACGAGCAUAAUCUUAACUAAACCAACAAUUUGUUUCAGUUUAUUUGACUUUUGGAAAAACCUUGACAGUUUCUCAUGUGUCACAUCUUCUAUAUUCCUCCCUUGCUAGAAGGAUUUGCUUUAAACAUAUGCAACUACUAGUAUCAUAUAGCAGUGUUUACAAACAGUAAAAGCAUGAUUGUUGACAGUUUAUCAGAAAGUAAUUUUCAUGAGCUAGUACUUAAGGUUGAAAUUCUAUGUGAGAAGUGGUACAAAGUUAUCUCCAUAAGUAUAUUAUUCAUUCCAUGAUAUGCAGGGACACAGUUUUGAGGUUCAAUACCAAAAAUCUGUUCAGCCCUUUUUUUGGGAGUGUAGGAUUUACAUACUCUUUGCCAGUUUUAUCAUUACUCUGAAUGAGGCAAGAUAAUAUAUAGUCUCUGCAUACUGGCAUGAGUCAUAUUUUGAGCCUGGGCAUUUUAAACCUAAUGCUCACUUUUAAUGCAUCAGUAGAUUGUGCCUAUAGGUUGCUCUCAACAACACCUGAAAUCAGCAUUUUAAAAAUUGUCUAUUAUUAUUACAUAAAGAUGGUCACUUUUGCCUGGUAUGUGAUCCAUCAUUCCACUUUUUAUAUCUUUAUUUUAUCUCGGGCAUUUUUGUUGAAAUUUUCUGAGAAAGAAUAUAUAUCUUUUUGAAACCAAGCUAGAGUAAAAUAUAUAUUAUAAUCACCACUAUGCAGCACCAUACCCAUUGCAGUUUGUGCCUAACACAAGUGGACAGCCUGCUUUCUUACUGUUUUGUCAUUAAUAUUUGCAAAUGUAUAAAAUUUUUAAAAAAGUAGCUUUAAUAGAGAAGUUUUGUGAACUGUUAUCCUGUGUAUUCCACUGGCUUUUUCCUUGUGUAUUUUAUGUCUUAAAGGAGUGCUUUCACUUAUUAUCUGAUAUGGGUGCCACAUUCUUUCCAAAAUGAGAUCUGUUUAAUAUACGUUUUCCCAAAGAGCAAUUUUUAUACCAUUGUUAAAGAUAUAUAGAAAACCACCAUUUGACAUUUUCUUGAGUCUGCUUUCAUUGUUUUUGUCCAUUAUGCUAGAUAUCUCCCUUUUUUUCCCCUUUUACCUUUAUCUCAUCCCCAGUCCUUACCACCAAGAAAAAAAAAAGACACAAAGGAAAGGCAUACCAAUUCAUAUUUGAUAUAACAGUUUGUGCUGCUGUUUCACAAAACUUUGCAAACUAAAUAAAAUUAGUAAGAGAGAGAGGGAAACCAUGCAACAUGUUAUUGGGAAGAGCAAUAACAACAUGUACAUAAAUUAGUCUCUUAUAAUCAGAAAUUCUCCCAAAUGUGAAUGCAUGUACAAUUCUUUUAUUAGUAAACUUAUAUUAACUGUUGUAUUCAUAGUUUGUACAGAGCAGUGAAAACUAAUUUGAAUGGUACUUUGAGAAGGUAAAAAGUAUGUUUUAUAAAUCUUAAAACUGUUGUGUGAAUCACGAUUGCAACUUCUUCCAGCUUAUUUAACAGUUAAAUUGCUUCUUCUCUUGUGCUGAAAUCUGAGCUUUUGUAUUGGUAGUUAAUGCUUUCUUUGUUAAGGAUGUUCUUUUGUUCUUUGUUAGAGCUUUGCAUGUAAGUGAUAUGACGACAACCUCUAUUUUUUCCUCCCAAGCAUAAAGACUUUGAGCCUACUUUUUCUCUGCAGAGGCUCUGUAUUGGCCAUCUGGGGUAGACUUCAUAGUACCCAGGAUCAGCAGCCACAAAUUUUGGACUGCCUACUUUUCUGGUGUUGGUUUUUGCUGUCUCAUGAUAUUGAUAAAUGAUCUUACUUGGGACAGGAUCCUGGAGUCAGCAUCCCAGUUUUUUUUCCUGCUGAGUUCUUGGCAUGUAGACAAACCUUAGUCGUAAUGUGUUUUUGUCAUUACAGAAAAGUCUGCAGUGGUCAAACCAGCAUUGACGUAUAUGGAAUCAAUAAAUCAAAGCCUUUGCCUAUGUUUAUCUGGGGGUUUUUUGUUACUUGAAUAUGAUUUCUUUUUUCUAUAUUUUUAUUUUAUCUGCUGUUUUCGCAAACAGAAUUUGCUUUAUGUAUCCAUUCUUUAUUACAUGUUUAGAUAUGGUACAUUUAGAUGUUCUUACCCAGGGAAAUCUCAUAAUGCCAUUUUGUGUGCGUGUGUUUGGGUGAAUAAUUAACAGUUAAAAGUGUCUGCUAGAAGUUAAUACUGGAUAGUCUGAUGAAAGAUAAAAGUUGGAGACAACCCACUCAUACAAUAGCAUAAUAAAAACCACUGCUAAAUUUUUUAGAGUAAAAAUUGGUAUCUGUUAAAAGCUAUGCGACAUGGUGUUUAAAAAUGCAAUGAUUUUUGCAUAAUCCUUAAGAUAAAAUUUAAAGGUGUGUUAAAAUUUUUGGUUCUGCACAGUGUAAUUUCAGCAUACCUUUUAAAUAAAGCAUUCGUUGACAGACAUUGUUGUAGAUGCCUUUAAUUUUCACUUUGAGUUUGUAGUGUUCAGUCUUGCAUUAUUUAUUGAGAAUCAUUUGCCUUAAACCUUGAUAAUUUCCUUUUUUUAAAAAAAAAUACUUAUAGCAACCAUUCCUUAACUCCUUUAUCACAUUCCAAGAUUAAAAGUGCGCUUGCUGUUAUCUAAAUAGUUUAUGACUGUGGCGUUUGCUGCUAAUCUGCAAAGAUUCAGAUCUUUUGUCAGAGUCUGGUUUUUCUUUGUCUCUGGUAGGGUUUUUUUUUUCCCUGUGUUGAAUUUUAUGAGGCAAAGGAAAAAUCCAAAGGAGGUAGAAUCUACUUGGUAUAUGAGCAGGAAAGAUGUUUGUAACUGGGAAGAAGGAAGGCAUUUUCUUUGAAAGGGGGUGAUACCUGGAUUGUGACUUCAAAUUUUGAUGCUGUUUUGAUUUGAGUGUGUACUACAUGCAUUCAGUCCUAUGCAUUGCCUAUAAGUAUAGUACAUAUUUAGAAAUUACACUUUUGUUUGGUUGUU
This is a messenger RNA of Pomacea canaliculata, 6092 nucleotides long. RefSeq names its product ectonucleotide pyrophosphatase/phosphodiesterase family member 5-like. The record is from RefSeq and is a predicted model, not a curated record. The transcript is spliced from 4 exons. The coding region runs from base 895 to 2352 and encodes 485 amino acids. NCBI's taxonomy places the organism in Eukaryota, Metazoa, Mollusca, Gastropoda, Architaenioglossa, Ampullariidae.